Molecule: messenger RNA, 1311 nt
Organism: Elephantulus edwardii (Cape elephant shrew)
Lineage: Eukaryota; Metazoa; Chordata; Mammalia; Macroscelidea; Macroscelididae
Gene: HTR7
Product: 5-hydroxytryptamine (serotonin) receptor 7, adenylate cyclase-coupled
Exons: 2
Coding region: 1-1311 (436 amino acids)
Biological process (GO): G protein-coupled receptor signaling pathway, coupled to cyclic nucleotide second messenger; smooth muscle contraction; circadian rhythm
Cellular component (GO): membrane; dendrite
Molecular function (GO): G protein-coupled serotonin receptor activity; neurotransmitter receptor activity
Source: RefSeq, a predicted model, not a curated record
AUGGACGUUAACAGCAGCGGUCCUCCGGACCUGCUCGGGCACUUUAAGUCCCUUCUUCUACCGAAGGCGGGAAAUGAACUGAUCCCCGACGGCGGUAACGUUCCCGAACAAUCCUCCGCCUCCUGGUCGCCUAACCUGGUGAACAGGGCCACUGAUGGGGCGCCCACUCCGGCUUCCACCUGGGAUGCCUUGGCGGACAAUGCCUCCGGCUGCGGGGAGCAGAUCAACUACGGCCGAACCGAGAAAGUUUUGAUCGGCUCCAUCCUGGCGCUGAUCACCCUGCUGACGAUCGUGGGCAACUGCCUGGUGGUCAUCUCGGUCUGUUUCGUCAAGAAGCUCCGCCAGCCCUCCAACUACCUUAUCGUGUCUCUAGCUCUGGCCGACCUGUCGGUAGCCGUGGCCGUCAUGCCGUUCGUUAGUGUCACCGACCUCAUCGGGGGGAAAUGGAUCUUCGGCCACUUCUUCUGCAAUGUCUUCAUCGCCAUGGACGUCAUGUGCUGCACGGCCUCGAUCAUGACCCUGUGCGUGAUCAGCAUCGACAGGUACCUCGGCAUCACCAGGCCCCUCACUUACCCGGUGAGGCAGAGUGGACGGUGCAUGGCCAAGAUGGUGCUGGCCGUCUGGCUGCUUUCGGCCUCCAUCACUCUGCCGCCGCUCUUCGGCUGGGCCCAGAACGUGAACGACAACAAAGUGUGCUUGAUCAGCCAGGACUUCGGCUACACCAUUUACUCUACCGCCGUGGCGUUCUACAUCCCCAUGUCGGUCAUGCUCUUCAUGUAUUACCAGAUCUACAAGGCGGCUAAGAAGAGCGCCGCCCGCCACCGGUUCCCAGGCUUCCCGCCGCGCGCGCUGGAGCCGGUGCUCGCCGUGCACCCGGGCGGCAGCGUGGUGCGCACGCACAGGGAGGCGGAGGACUGCGCCCACAUCACGCGCCUGCUGCGCCAGGAGCGGAGGAACAUCUCCAUCUUCAAGCGCGAGCAGAAGGCCGCCACCACGCUGGGCAUCAUCGUGGGUGCUUUCACCGUCUGCUGGCUGCCCUUCUUCCUCCUGUCCACCGCCCGGCCCUUCAUCUGCGGCACCGCCUGCAGCUGCAUCCCACUGUGGGUGGAGAGGACUUUCCUGUGGCUGGGUUACGCGAACUCCCUGAUUAACCCGUUCAUCUACGCCUUCUUCAACCGCGACCUGAGGACCACCUACCGCAACUUGCUGAGGUGUAGAUACCGCAACAUCAACCGCAAGCUGUCGGCAGCUGGCAUGCAUGAGGCCCUCCGGCUUGCAGAAAGGCCCGAGCGCUCCGAGUUUCUGCUGUAA